UUCUUUAUUUUUUCCCUUUUUUCUUUCUUUUCGUCUUCUUUUUACCGAAACUACUGCCCUGUGCACCUAAUUCGUUUUUGCGGUGGCAUGUGGUGUAUGAGCAUCAUGAGGCAGGAUGGUCCACAGCCCCGGUAGAGAGCAGUAAGAGCAUGGCGUGGAGGGGACGCCGCGUUGACCGGUCCACCCUCUGGGCGUCUCUUCUCCUCCUCGGCGCAUCCCUCCUGCUGCCCCCCGCUCUGGCCGGACCGGCCCGCGCCCCCAUCCUUCCCGGCCAGCCCUUCCUGGUGUUCUGGGGGGUCCCCGACAGGGGCUGUCCGGGGCGCCCCGACCCCUCGGCCUUCGGGAUGGAGUGGCAGGGCCGCGUGGCCGUGUUCUACGAGGACACCCUGGGCCUGUACCCCUUCUUCACCGCCCUGGACCAGCCCAUCAACGGAGGCCUUCCGCAGCACACCAGCCUGAACACCCACCUCCAGCGGGUAGAGGCUGACCUCCUGACCGCCCUGCCCCAGGCCGGGGCUCCAGGGCUGGGCGUGCUGAGGUGGAAGGAGUGGUCGCCCCAGUGGAGCAGGAACAGGGGCAAACAGGCCAAGUACCAGCAAGGGUCGCGGGCCUUGCUCAGGGGGUUCUUCCCCGACUGGAGUCCUGAGGAGGUGGAGAAGUGGGCACAGGUGGACUUUGAGGCGGCCGCUCAGGCCAUCCUGAUGGAGACGCUGCGGGAGGUCAGGCGUCUGCGGCCCCAGAGCCUGUGGGGCGUGGCGCCCUUCCCCGACUGCUACAACUCCGGCCCACUCCAGCUCCUGUCUAACUACACAGGCCGCUGUCCGGCCGCCGAGAUGGCCCUCAACGACGAGCUGAUGUGGCUAUGGAAACGGAGCACGGCCAUCUACCCUACUCUGAUGAUGGACAAGUUCCCACCGGGGUCCAAGGGGCCCUGGCUUUACUCCUCCAAUCAGAUUCGAGAGGCGUUGAGAGUGGCAGCUCUGGCGGGAACCGCCUACGACCUUCCAGUGUUUCCAUUAGUCAGGACUGUCUAUGCAUCCACCAAUAACUACCUGUCUGAGGCGGAUCUGGUGAACUCAGUGGGAGAGAGUGCUGCCAUGGGAGCCGCUGGAGUCAUCAUGUGGGAGAGAACCUUCUUAGCAAAGACUCAGAAGUCCUGUUCUGAGAUGGCGUCUUUCAUACGGGACGUGCUGGGCCCGUACGUGGUGAACGUCACCACGGCGACGCGUCUGUGCGGCGUGUCCCUGUGCCAGGGCCGCGGGCGCUGCGUGCGCAAGAACCAGGAGGACCCCGUCUACCUCCACCUGCCCUCCGCCAACUUCCGCCUGCUGCCCGAGGGGGCCGAGGGCGUACGGGCCGCCGGCGAGCUUGACCCCGCCUUCCUGGACACCUGGAGGCGGGACUUCCGCUGCCAGUUCUACGAGGCCCUGGAGGGCGCCGCCGCAGACCAGGAGUCCGGGGGCUCGGACACCCGGGGGGCCAACUCACGCCCCUCGCUCAAGUCCCCCGCCCUGGCAGGACAGGCACCAGGGCUGGGGCAGGGGCAGGGGCAGGGGCAGAGUGAGGGGGCGGGGGCAGGGGUAACAGUUGGACAAGUCCCCAAGGACAGUGGCGUCUCAACUCUCCAGCCCACGGCCCACCUGCUCUUCCUGCUUGUGGCGACUGGACUCCUCUUGAGCCGCUGA
Sardina pilchardus (European sardine) is the source of this 1685-nucleotide messenger RNA. RefSeq names its product Glyco_hydro_56 domain-containing protein. Gene Ontology annotation, cellular component: acrosomal vesicle. The coding region runs from base 150 to 1685 and encodes 511 amino acids. The transcript has 5 exons. The record is from RefSeq and is a predicted model, not a curated record. Lineage: Eukaryota; Metazoa; Chordata; Actinopteri; Clupeiformes; Clupeidae. Gene Ontology annotation, biological process: carbohydrate metabolic process; hyaluronan catabolic process. Gene Ontology annotation, molecular function: hyalurononglucosaminidase activity.